Molecule: messenger RNA, 291 nt
Organism: Trichomonas vaginalis G3
Lineage: Eukaryota; Parabasalia; Trichomonadida; Trichomonadidae
Exons: 1
Coding region: 1-291 (96 amino acids)
Source: RefSeq, a predicted model, not a curated record
AUGGAAAAUGAAGAAGAUAAAGAUAUGGUUAUGUUGCAUUUAGUCAGAAGAAACAACAAAAGCUUUUAUGACUUAGCUAAGAUUUACAAAUCUGACAGAAACUGGUUCUAUCGUGAAAACUUACCGAUUUCAAUGACCCCAAAUGAACAAGUUAAACAAAUAGUUCAAGAUACUUUACCUCAAACACACUAUGAUAUUAAAGGUUGCACAAUACUUACAUUCAAAGAAGAUUUGCCAUUACUGAAGGAAAAAAUAACAGAAUAUUUCGAUAACUUCAAAGAGGAAGAAUGA